Molecule: messenger RNA, 510 nt
Organism: Saxophila tyrrhenica
Lineage: Eukaryota; Fungi; Ascomycota; Dothideomycetes; Mycosphaerellales; Extremaceae
Exons: 2
Coding region: 1-510 (169 amino acids)
Source: RefSeq, a predicted model, not a curated record
AUGGAGAUGGACAAGAUCGCCAGUGGAGAGGUAUGGAAGGUGCGCGGAUCAGAUCAGGGUGUUCUCAAAAACGGUAUCUUAAGACGCUUCAAGUCCGAGUCGAUGCCGGAGCUUGAAGAGCUUGUCGAGGCAGCUGGGGAGUGGACCUUGUAUCCAGUCCAUAUACUGCCAGCGAAGGGCAAGUGGCAAGUCCAGGUGGAAGCCAAGAUGCCACCACAAGGCGAGUCCACAGGCAUCUACAUCGAGGAUGCCUUGUUAUUCAGCAGGGCAUUGGUGCAGCAUACAUCCGGCGACUUCUCAGACAUUUUUGCGGCCUACCAGAAGCUGCGCCGUCCACAGAUCGACGCGGCAUACACACAAGCCGUGCAGCGCUGGGAGACGGUAAAGGAUAGUGAUGCGUUGGCGUUUUGGUUCAUGAAAUCUUUGACUCCAUGGUUCCUGUGGUGGACUGCUAAAGCUCGGGAGAACGAAUUUGCUGCAGACUACUCGGACUAUCAGUUCGUUUUGUGA